AUGCCUCGUUUAACUAAAGUUCAAAGUGUAAAAAUGCGAGUCUUGCAAAAAUAUCCAAAAAUUGAUAAUUCAGUUAAUCAACAAUGCAUUUCAACUUCUCAAUUAACAGCUUCACAAAUUGAACGAAUAAGAAAGGAUUUAAUAACAAAAGUUAAUUACUUAUCUGAAAAAGAGCUAAUAGCUAGUUCCCAGUUAUUUAAUAAUAUAGUGUAUAAAACUGGAAUAUAUAAAGGAAAGAUUUUAUCAUCAUACUUACAAAAAAAAGCCGUAGAAUUAAUGUAUACAAUUAAAGGAAAAUCUAGUUUCAAUUUUCAAGAAACAAUUAAAUCACUAAAAAUUGAAAACUCGAAGUUAAAAAAAAAAAUACAAAGACUAAAUUAUAAGGUAGCAUCUUUAACACAGAAACUUCAAUACUUUAAACGAUCUAAAAAUAAGCACAUAUCCAAAAUUAGGUCCGUAGUUCGAAAAAGACAAAAAAUUUCCGAUAAAAAUGUUAACAAAGCAAUUAUCAAAAAAUUUAAACAAAAUGACCGUACCUAUACGCCUGAAUUUGUUUCAUUAGCUACGAAUUUAAGUACUACUGGUCAAGUAUCAAUUGCAUCAACAGUACAAUAUACAAAAAAAAUAGUAGCAUUUCUUACUGGUUAUUCUCCUCAAUUAUGGUUAUCCGCAAGCACUUUAUCUCGAUGGACAAAAGAAGUAGCACAAAUUUCUAUACAGGAUAAUUUACCUCAAUUUUCUAGCCGAUUUAGUUCAUAUGAACCUAUGCUUACUAUUCUUAAUAUGAAAGACUUAGAUCAGUGUUCUGCAUUAACAGUAUCUUCAAGUGUUGGAGAAGCUAUUAUAAAAAACUCAUUAAAUCCAGCUCAAUCCAUUGAACAUCCAGAUGAAGUUUUUGUAGAAGAAUUUUUAUUGGCUUAUGAAAUUUUACCUGAAGAUGAAUUUGUUGACCUUACUAAUAGAGUUGAAAAUGGAUUAGUAAAAGCAUUAGAGGCAUUUAAAAAAUAG
Dentiscutata erythropus is the source of this 1008-nucleotide messenger RNA. Lineage: Eukaryota; Fungi; Glomeromycota; Glomeromycetes; Diversisporales; Gigasporaceae. The record is from the annotation of a GenBank genome assembly.